Anisakis simplex (herring worm) is the source of this 1767-nucleotide messenger RNA. The record is from the annotation of a GenBank genome assembly. Lineage: Eukaryota; Metazoa; Nematoda; Chromadorea; Rhabditida; Anisakidae.
AUGUGUCGUGGUGCAUCGUUGGCGCAUUUCAACGACUUAUUCGAGACACUUUGGAAGUUGUCUGCGGAUUCGGAUUUGAACGUACGAAGCGGUGCUGAAUUGCUGGAUCGUUUACUGAAGGACAUUGUGGUGGCAUCGUCGACAUUCGAUGUGGCACAGUUGAUGGUUCUGAUUCCAUUACAUUUGUGCAUUUUCAGGGCUGAAGAGAGUAAAAUUAUCUUGAAAAAGUAUUUUGUUGCGUUUAUAGGUAGUGAUUUAACGGUUAUUUUAUUGCAGUUGUCAACAAUGUUAACCGCACCACAGCUGUCAAUAAUGCCUUAUUUGCCGGAGGUGUUGGAUGGACUUUUUCAAAUGUUAAGUGAUCAGUUGGAUGGGGUGCGGGAUGUCACUGAAACUGUGCUUGGACAAUUCUUGGAACGAUUGCAGCAGUCGAAAGCUGACAAUGAGGUGAAUUUAUGUGAUAUGAUAAACGUUCUGAUAGUUCAUUCUGGACACGAAGCAACAGUGCUAACACGAAGAACUGCACUGGUGUGGUUGUUGUCAUUCGUCGAGCUGUGUUCCACAAGCCUGUUGCCUUAUUUAUCCGCCUAUCUGACCGCGAUACUGCCUUAUCUAGACGAUAGUGAACUGAAAGCGAACGAGAUCAAUCAACGUUUGAUGGCGUUAUUGCAACAGCAAGAGUCACUGGAAAUCAAGGUGGAUGCAGUGAUUGAUGUGCUUCUGAAACAUAUAAAACACGAGAAACGUGAGACGCGAAUGGCCGUCCUCAACUGGAUUAGACAUCUGCAUAAAACUGCACCAAAAAAGAUCUUCUCGUAUAUGGACAGUAUCUUCCCAAUACUUUUAUCGGUGUUGUUGGACACGUGUGAUGAUGUGUUGCUAUUAGAUCUACAAUUAUUGUCGGAUAUUUGUGAAGAGAAAACGAUGGGUGAUACAGGGGUGAUCGAUAUUGCAGAGCUGACCCUGAAUGAUACUUAUAAACAGCAGUUAUCGAAUAUAUCGCCAUAUUUGAUCAAAUUUGCGCUGAGUUUGUUGAAAAUGUUCCGCGAAGACACGUUGUUGAUGAACGAACGUGGAGUUUUAAUUAUUAGGCAGUUAUGCCUUCUACUGGAUCCGGCUCAUAUCUAUCGCUGUUUGUCGGUGUUGUUGAUGUGCGAAGAAGAGAACGUGGAGUUUGUUUCGCAAAUGGUCGCGAUGUUGAAUGGCAUUUUGUUGACGGCUACGGAACUGUUUGAGAUGCGCGAUCAGUUGAGGGCACUUCAGGAUGAGGAGUCGGUAAGUUUAUUUGAGUGUCUCUAUCGGAGUUGGGCAUAUCAGCCGAUCGCUCUUCUGGGAUUGUGCAUUCUAUCGCAGAAUUAUGAGCACGCCAGUGAGUUGGCCAAGUAUUUAUGGCGUAUUGAUGUGACACUUGAGGUGUUGGUCGAAAUCGAUCGUUUAGUGCAGCUGAUUGAAAGUCCAAUUUUGGCGUACGUUAGACUGGAUCUACUAAGCGCGCAACACCAACGUCCACUUGCUUCAGUGCUCUCGGCGCUCCUAAUGUUACUGCCUCAAACAGAUGGUUUCAAUACGUUGCACAAACGACUGCAGUGCAUACCGGCACUUACAUUACUUGAUGCCAAGCAGCCAUCGGCCUCACCCGAUAUGGCGCAGCAGUCAAAAGUGAAUUUCGAAGAAUUGUUGCAACAUUUCCAUCGAAUCACAGACCAACAACGCAAAUCGAUACGUGAUAAACAUCGACAAUUAUUGAUAUCGUCAGCAAUCGAAUAG